AUGAGUGCCAUUCUGUCGGCUGAGGAUUUGAAUGACUUUAUCUCGCCGGGUGUGGCGUGUAUAAAACCGGUGGAGACGAUACACAAGACUGAAAUAGGAUAUGAGAUCCAGAUCGGUGUGGACGGACAGCCAGUGGAGAUUUCUAUAGAUAAUGGCCAGGUUCACCAGCUGCAAAAGGCUCAAAUCUCUUUGAGUGAUUGUUUGGCAUGUUCCGGGUGUAUUACAUCGGCAGAAGAGGUUCUGGUUGCGCAACAUAGUCAUAAGGAGUUGGUGAAUGCUCUCAAAAAUAGGCAAGAAUGCACUUUUGUGGUCAGUUUCAGUCAUCAGAGCCGAAGCUCGCUAGCGGCUGCCUUUGGCUUGACGAUACCGCAGACUGAUUAUUUUCUGUUAGAACUUUUCACCCAGCGAUUGGGGUUCGCGUUUGCCGUUGGUUUGGGAUUGGGCCGCAAGAUUGCGCUUGACCAGAUCGCCAACGACAUGCUCGAUAAGAAGGCCCAAGGGAUCUCUGGUCCUACUUUGAGCUCAGUUUGUCCUGGCUGGGUUCUUUACGCCGAGAAAACCCACCCACAUGUGAUACCCAAGAUCAACACCACCAAGUCUCCACAGCAGAUAACCGGUCGCAUACUGAAAACUUUGGUGGCAAACCAGUUGAAGGUGGAGGCGGCCAAAGUGUAUCAUCUUUCCAUAAUGCCUUGUUUUGAUAAGAAGCUGGAGAGUGCGCGAUCCGAGAAUAGUGACGAAAACGGCCCUGAUGUGGACUGUGUGAUUACACCAAGAGAGUUGGUGCAAAUGAUGGAGGAAGAGGGUAUGAACUACAUAGACAUGAUUGAGAGUGCGAGAAACUUCCAGGUCGAUUUGGGAGAGCUCUACGUGAGAUAUGCUCCAAAACAAUGGCCCUUGGCGGUCGAAUCGUGGAUGAAUGACGAGGGAUCCGCAUCAGGAGGAUAUGCUCUUAACUAUCUAUUAGCCCUUCAAGCCAUCCACGAGGAACAGGGCAAAGCCGGCUUGACAGUUUGCAGAGUCGAGGGUCGCAACCCGGAUAUUUACGAACUGAGGUUGGUGGAUGCGGAGGGCCAGGUGCUGGGAACCAGUGGAGUUAUCAAUGGGUUCCGCAACAUCCAAAAUCUGGUGCGGAAGCUAAAGCCCAAUGGAGUCAAGAGGGUCAUCAAUACCACCAAAAAACGCGGAGGUAUGACUGGUGGUGACACUGUGGACGUCUCCAAGUGCGAUUUCAUCGAAGUCAUGGCUUGUCCAGGGGGCUGUAUCAACGGUGGAGGUCAGAUCAAGGAACCCGAUGGAAGGACCAAUAAAGACUGGAUCAAAGAGGUAGCUGGUAUUUAUUCCACCAUUCCGGUCAACGGGGUUUCUUCCAGUAGCCUGCACCAAUGGCUGGAUGAGUUCUACGCAUAUUUCAAAGUGGAACCCUCUCGGCUACUUCGCAUGGAGUUCCACGAGGUAGAAAAGCCCACUGAUACCACUUCCAUAGCUCUGGGAUCCAAAUGGUGA
This is a messenger RNA of Kuraishia capsulata CBS 1993, 1506 nucleotides long. RefSeq lists its product as uncharacterized. Gene Ontology annotation, molecular function: 4 iron, 4 sulfur cluster binding. The transcript has a single exon. Lineage: Eukaryota; Fungi; Ascomycota; Pichiomycetes; Pichiales; Pichiaceae. The record is from RefSeq and is a predicted model, not a curated record. Bases 1 to 1506 code for a protein of 501 amino acids. Gene Ontology annotation, cellular component: cytosolic [4Fe-4S] assembly targeting complex. Gene Ontology annotation, biological process: iron-sulfur cluster assembly.